AGUGAUGAGGCGGUCCGUUUCACCGUAAGUGAUUGCAUAGACCUAUUUGGGUUACUAUAUUUUUGUUAUCCACUAAUUUCACUCAGGAGUUUUUUAAAGCCAAAUUGUGAUGCACUGUCGGUCUUGUUUUUGCAGUUCAAAACAUGUAUGACCACGUAUGCAGAACUAACACAAACUCGAAGAAGCCGCUUAAACUUCCUGGCUUAAGUCCUCGUAGUAGUUCAACCAAACAUGAUUGGGAUUCUGUCGGGACAAUAAAGUUCUUCACUGACAAGGAUGAUGAUAUUAGUGGCCUGGAUGAAGCAAUGCGGAAUAUUAGUAUGGGUUCUCGACAGCCCAAUGAGACAAAUGGCAAAGACCCUACUGCAUAUACAACCUACAGUGAUGAGUUGAAGCAACAGAGUAAAUCAGGUGUGGAGAUUGCUAUUGAGGCCACAAGUAUUUCUGAAUCGGUUAGCCUUGUGGAUCCAAUUGAUUCAAACGAAACGGAUAAAACUGUACACUGUGAUGAAGAUGAAUCUGUUGGCGUAUUCUCAUUCAGUAGUGACUCACUCAUGAGCUCAAGUACUCCUCCGAAUACCACGGGCAUCUCCAAAAGCGGCGAUCGAAAUGCUCCGUUUUACACACAUGACUCCAAUGAUAUAUCUGCGUUAAAGUCAACCGGUCGUCACACUUCAUCUUCUCUAAAAUUCACCACAGAUGAUAAUCCAUUGGGUGACGAUUCUGAUCUUCACUCUCUUUCAGAAGUGUUGCCAAGUUCAUCAACGGAUUUUAAAAUCCAUAGUACAACUGUUGUCAAUAUUCCCAUCGUUAAUCAAUCUGUAGGUAGCAGUGUAUUGCUAAGUGAAUCGGAUAAAAUCACUGACUCCUCUGUCAUGGGUAAUCAACUGGAUUCUCAUGAUAUAAGAAAGCUUUCAACAAAUUCCACUGUUGAGCAGGUAAAAAAAGUUUCUGACGCUUCUCAGUCGUCGUCUGUCGUGAGAGUUAAAAGUGACACAUUUCCAUCCACCUCUUCUACACCUACAACUACAAACACUUGUCAGGUUCCCAGCAAAAUUACUGAGUCUAUACAUCUGCCUGCUACCAUUCCCAAAUCGAUUCCUUCUAACCCUCCUAAUUCUUCUUCACUGGGAAAUACAGAAGUUAAACAACGGCAUAUCAUUGCUGCGUCAUCAUCAGAGCCUACAAAUGCUGGAAUAAAUCCAAAACACAGUCCACUUGGAACCACAAAAUCGAAACUACAGAUUUUACCUAGAAGACAUAAAUUCUCGUCUUGGAUACUAUACACGUCUUGUGCAUUGGGUUUAUUUUCAACUUAUUGGCUAUUUAGUGGAUUCGUAUGGGGUCUAAUUAUCGGUUGCCUGCUUACAUAUACGUGUAUUUCUUUGCGUAAUUAUCUGUAUACCUCUACUGAGUGUACUAAUCAAACUCUGUGUCCUAUAUCAGGCUUACCAUUGAAUCAGUUGUGUUGUUCAUUGCAUUAUCGACAAGAACAAGAAGGCUACUAUCAAGCCUCACAAUGGUGGCCAAUCUAUUCACCCGCCAUGCCAAAUAUAUCUUCUCUGUUGUCUAAUACUAAUACUGCUACUGGGAAUAAAAGUAUACAAUUGAGAAAUCUACCGAAUUUCACUGUGCCAAAUAUGCUUGAAGAAGAUGUGAACAAGUCAACAUCAUCUGGUCCAUUGGGAAAUAGUCUAGGCUUUAAAUAUGAUAAAAGUGGAAGACCAAUUUAUAAAGGCUGGUUAAAUGAGAUUACGAAUUAUGACCCUGAAACUCAUCAUAUUGGUAGGACAUUUUCAGUUUUUAUUACACUUGAUGGUACACAAUUACGUUUACAACGUCCUGAACACAAUAUCACCCGUCGAUCACUGUGGAAUGAUGAGAUUCCAUCCACCACAACUAUGCGAUUUAAACAACAACGUAUCUAUGACUUAUCUGAUUCCAGCAUAACACUUCUUCCGUAUGGAUUAGUUGGUAAACGUCUGUGGAGUAGAAAGUAUCCCAUAUGUAUUACUGUCCCAUUCCAGAACAAAUCCAAGCGAAAAACUGAAAGACUUAAUUCAUUGCCGUCAUCAACAAGUUUUCCGAAUAUCUUGUUAUCUACGGCUGGGGGUAAUUCAACAACCAACGAGGUAUCAGAUUUGUUAGUCGAUACAUCUGUUCCAUCAACUACUGGCGAUAUGGAAUUCCCUGAUGAUACUAGUGUCAGUGCAUUCCCGACACCGGAUAAAAAGUCUGUAAAAACUCUUUACCUAUUUGGAAGAACCUGUCGCGAGAAAGAAACAUGGUAUCGUAGAUUGAAAGCUGCUUCGUUAGGUGUGCCUUUAAUAUGGACACCGCAACUGGCAGUACAAAAUUACCUGUUGGCUUCAGAUAAUAAUAAUACUAACAUUAGCCUUCCGGAUUGUUUAAAUACUGUUACUGCUUCGACGACUGCAUCUGGUGUUGCUAUCAAUAAUGAAGUUUUAAGUGAUGAUGAAAGUCGUCUUGAUGCGAACACGACAUCGAAUCCAGUAACAACUAGCUGGGAUUCAACAACCAAUACUUCUGCUACUGCUACUACUGCUACUACUUCUAGCUUGAGUAAUACAAAUAGUGUCGGUAGUUCAUCUAGUGUAAAUUUAUCAAGUUAUGGUGCUGCAAUGCCUGGUAGUCGUGAACCAGUUUAUGUUUCAUAUAUUCGAUACAUGGCUAAAUUUAUGCCAGCUGGUUGGCUUGUACGCAGUGCUCAAGCAUUGAAAUUGAAUGUGAAUCAAAUUAACUGUGAUACAAAUAUGAUAUGGUUGAAUGCUUUAAUUGGUCGUUUAUUGUGGGAUUUUUUACGUGAAGCUUAUUGGCUAGAACGAAUUAGGAAUAAAAUUCAAGCAAAGCUGAAAAAGAUACAUCUGCCAAACUUCAUUAAUGAACUCACUGUGGUGGAUAUUGAUUUGGGCUCAGAGAUACCUGUGUUAAGACGUGUUGGAUGUCCUUAUCUUGAUGCUCAUGGACUCUGGAUUGAAAUUGACAUUGGUUAUGCUGGUGGAUUUUCGUUCGCUUUAGAAACAAGUGUAAAUUUAAUGCGUUGGAAUCAAAAGCUUCGUGAAGAGAAAGAUAAUAACAAUUCAACAGAUAAUUUCACUCAGAAUUCGCCUUCAUCGAAUGAAUCAAUACAAAGGAUGAAUUCACGCUCCACCACAAAAAUGGCUGCUUUUGUCUCUGAUGAAGAAGACAGUGCUGAUUCUACAACUGACUCGGAACUAGAUGAAUCGGCAAUGAACCAAAAUUCUAGUCCUACAAACAGUUUACGAUCUGGAAGAAAUUUGCCCUCAGUCGGUUUGAAUACAAGUGUACUAAAGUCAGGUGAUAGUGAACGUAAUAAUCUCGAUGAGAGGUUUCCUAUACGUACCUCUCCAGUUUCACCGCAUCGGUAUGUAAAUCUCACAGUAUCUUAGCUAAACUAACCCUACCUAAUAGAAGAAAUAGUACUAGUCUAAUUAAUAUGAAUUUAUUAGCUAACUCAUUUUUUUCUUAUCAUCCUUGUAUGCAACAUUUUUACUUGUAAUCUCUAUCUAAUCAAGGAUUAGUAAAAGAAUGAUAUUGUAACUUUUAAAGAAUAGAUUUCUCGCGUUACUUUUCAACUCAUGUCUUUUUCUACUGGUGUAUUUAUUUUACUCGGUUAGGUGUGGGGGAGAGGUAUUUAACAUUAUUUUAGUCUCCCUGAAUUGGAACAAGUGAGAGAAGAGUACAUUGAAAUGAGAGCUCGUCCUCACGUUAAUUUGACAAUCGUGUACAUUGUGUUUCCGCUUUUUUUUUUCAAAAGCUAUUCUGUCACCAGGUGUCCUAAUCGAUUUAUUUUUACGUGUUAACCCACAUACAUUUAUAUUUAUGCUACAGCAUAAUAAAGUACGUUUGUAUGCAAAUUCUUCUUGCAGAGUAACCCAGGUGCAGAUUGAACAAGUAUUGUGUUUUUUAGUGUACAAUGGUGUUUUUAAGCUAUGUCAUGUACACUGUAUCUUCAAAAUUUCCUGUUCACACAAAUUCAUUUUUAUCAUUUCUCUUCAGUAGUCAAAAGAUUUUAGCUUUCAUCAGUCGUUCAUUAUUGUAACUUAAAUUACACACACACACAUAUAUAUAUUGGCACUAAUCUAGAAUAGUUUGGAGUAUAAAACAUGCUUCCGGGGUAUUAAUAGUCUAUUAGCCAUGUUUAUUACGUAGAAACCAUGCUUUAUUACUACAGUUUUUGCAGAAGGUUUACUAUAAUAUAUGAUAGGAAGACAUCAUUCCUAAUGAAAGAAUGGUUCAGCCACCCUUGGGUGCAUAAAGCUCACUAAUUAGGCCGUAUAUAGUGUACAGUGUUCAGUAUUGAAAAUUUAAACGAAAUAGUUAGGGCGUUUUAGCUAACACUUCCUAUCAUUCACCACCAGAUGUGCUAAAUUUAAAUCCACAGCUAUUUCCUUUGAGAUUUUAGUCUAUUUAUGUGGUUUCAUAUUUACAAAAAGUGUAACUGUUAGGUUCACAUCUUCACCUUCAAAUACUAUGUGUCAUUGCUCUAUGAACUGGUGCGUAAUAUCCUUAUCACUUGAUAGAUAAACAGAUAGAUGGAUGAGUGUUGUCGUUGUCUAUUUAUCCCUAAUAAGGUGCAAGUGUUUAACAAAAUGUUAACAUCUAGGAUAAUUUCUCAACUUUUCGUCGUUUAACCCUGAACUGCAUAUUAGACUCGUAAAUAGUUCUGUACAAACUGAUGAUAUGUUGAAUUUCUUUUUUUGGUUUGUUCAUAGAGAGUUAUUUACCAAGUCUUCAAUCUUCUGGCUCACAACCUUUUUCAUGAUAUACUCUUCUUCUGUUAUAAAAUUCACUCACAUUUUCUCCAACUGGUUUUUAUAUGCUAACAGUUCUCUAUCUACCUUUGUUGGUGAUAUCAAAAAUUUCAUAAAAUUAUCAAAACUUUUUUUUUAGCUAAAAUAAUUUUCAAGCCUCAUGUGUAAUAAUAUUUAUUAUUUUAUAGACUUUCAAUCAAUCAGAUCACACAUUUGAUGUGAAAAAAAAGUAAUUAGAUGGAAUUCAUGGCCUGGUUAUUACUUUGUGUUUGCUUUAUCUUGUGUAAACACUGUUUAUUUCUUGGUGGUUUAGAUUUCAACGUAAACGGUGCAUUCAGUUUUAUUGUUGCUACUAAGUCUAUAUGGAUUAAUUUUUUUCCUUUCUUUGUUGGUUAAUAGUGCAGUGAAUCUACAACCUGCUUUACCAUCACGUCGACGGAUUAUACGAAUUGUCGAUCGUAUCACAAAGUCGUCGUAUUUCCAGAAAGCUGUUGAUACUAAAUUAGUUCAACGAGGUAUGGAGCGCUUGUCAAAUACACCGAUUGUAUUACAAGUUGAGAUACAAAUGUUAAGUGGUCAACUAUUAGUCAACAUUCCUCCACCGCCUAGUGAUCGUCUGUGGUACGGUUUUCGUCCUACACCAACUCUGCGAAUUAAAACACGUCCUCGUGUCGGUGAAAAGGUUGUUACUAUGUCACGUAUAUUGGAAUGGAUUGAAAAGAAAAUUAUUCUUGAAUUUCAGCAUUUAGUUGUUUUACCUAAUAUGGAUGACUUGAAAAUUGGUCUACUUCUAUCCGACGCCACCUCAUCAUCAACACCAUUGUCAUCAUCAUCAUCAUCAUAAAUGGUUACAUUCACAGAUAUUCCUCAAAAUUGGUGAACCAGGAGAAGCGAAUCGCGAUCGCUUCAUCGCAGGGACUGGCAACAAAUGCAACCAACAUUCUGUUUUAUUGUUUCACAUACGGGGUUUUCCUUUCUCUUCUAUUACACAAAUUAUCAAAUAUUUAUUUUGUAUAACUGUUGUUUUAUGCUAAUUUGGUAAUUUGGAUUAAAGUGAUGCUAAUUAAACAGAAUCUCUGUCAAAUACACUGCUAAGUAAUUGUCCAGCUUUUCUUUCAUUUCAUUCAACUAACUAUUAAAUGUUGAUAUCUUGUUGAUGAUUGGAAUGAUGACAUUGUGACAGUUGUAUUAUAUAUAUCUGUGUAACUUUUAACAUAUAUACAACCAAUCUGCAGUAUUUAUUCCUUCUGUUCCAUGUACUCUUAUGUAUUCAUCAAUUAUUCACGCCUCCUCAUGUGUAUGUGCCUCGCACAUACUUCGCAAUAUUGUUUCAUCCUGUACGCGAAACCUUGACGAACAACACCUGUCGAUGAUAAUGAGCUAAGAAACCAGGUGAAUUUUCUGAAUCAUCUGAUUGUGUAUUCCACCUUCCAUCUACGUGUAAACUAAGCUUUCUUUUAUGUUUUUGCAAACAAUUUUAGUACUAUACUAUAUUUUGUGUAAAAUGUGAUCAAGACACACUUGUUCCGAGCUCUUCAUCUGUGAUUAUAAACAAAAAAUGGCUUUAUUUUCCUGUUUAAUUCAUUUUAUCUGCCAAAAACUGUUCCUCUUGUCUUUUGGUAAUAUAUUUUGUUGUUUUUGU
Messenger RNA from Trichobilharzia regenti, 6438 nucleotides. The record is from the annotation of a GenBank genome assembly. NCBI's taxonomy places the organism in Eukaryota, Metazoa, Platyhelminthes, Trematoda, Strigeidida, Schistosomatidae.